This is a messenger RNA of Suhomyces tanzawaensis NRRL Y-17324, 3165 nucleotides long. RefSeq lists its product as uncharacterized. Gene Ontology annotation, cellular component: fungal-type vacuole membrane; cytoplasm. The record is from RefSeq and is a predicted model, not a curated record. Gene Ontology annotation, biological process: intracellular protein transport; endosomal vesicle fusion; autophagy. Lineage: Eukaryota; Fungi; Ascomycota; Pichiomycetes; Serinales; Debaryomycetaceae. The coding region runs from base 1 to 3165 and encodes 1054 amino acids. The transcript has a single exon. Gene Ontology annotation, molecular function: protein binding.
AUGAAUAUAGAUAUAUUGGAGCCAUUCCACAGGAUACGGCUACCGCAGAGCUCCAGGGCGUCAGCCAUACACUACUACAACAACAGGCUAUACCAAGGACUCGCCAAUGGAGACCUUUUGGUGUACUCGUCCCGGUCCAAAACACCCACUAGCGAUAAAUCCAAUUCGUCGAUAACCCUGAAACGAUCGAAAGAAGCAUCGUCCCAGUUCGACGAAAAGGACGGACACAAGCUCGAAAUCCGCUUUUCCAAUAUCACCCGAGAUAACUCUUCUAUCGACAGAAUCAGUCAUAUCUCGUUCUCCAACGAGCCCACCCGAACCAUCCUCGCAAUCACCCAUUACGAAACAGUUAAGAUCUAUGAGAUCGUGGGUAAGCACCUCAACUUGAUCCAGGACCUCUCUGAAGUCAAAUCUCACAUCGACCCGCUCUACAUCGAAGUCAAUGAAAAGAGGCUCUUUUUGAUGGGGUCCAAAAAGAAGAUCAGCGUAUAUCAGAUAGUCAACAAAACCAGAAACAUCAUCCAAUUCCAGAAGUCGUCAGAGGUACCUUUGAAGGACAAGGUGCGCUCCUUGGACCCAUAUCCAGGAGACUCUUCCAAGGCAUUGGUGGGACUCUUGAACAGUUUUUUACUCUUGAACUGUAACACAUUACAGGUCUACGAAUUGACGGUGGAAGAGACUAUCCUGUACAACUUCAAUCAUAGCUCGUCAUUUAGCUAUUUUGGCUUAUCCUCAUCUGCCCCUUCGAGCUACGCCAUACAAAUUAGCAAUAACGAGGUCUUGUUGGUAAAAGAUACCCUGACACUUAUUCUUAACAUUCCAGAAAACCCUAAUGAUUCCCCCACAUUCUCUGCAUCACUGGUGAAAAUUCCAGUGGCCCCAUUCUUCAUUUCAUUCAUCUCUCCACUCUACCUUCUUGUGGUUUACAACAAGAAGUUUGAAAUUGUGGAUUAUGAAACGGGAGACUUGAUUCAAUCUUUCCAGCAUCAAAUCAAUAGCUCUCAAAUAUUUGCUUGUGUCAACAAUCACGAUGUGUAUAUCACGUCUGGUUCUGAGAUUUUACAGUUCAAAAUACUAGACUACCAACGUCAGAUAGACCAGUUUUUAAGUAUUAGUGGGAAGGGCUCUUCAUCUGGGGGAAUAAAAGAUCCCCAUAAUGAUUUGAAGGUUAUUGGAUUGGAAAAAAGUAUUUCCUUGGUAACCAAGAUAGAUACGAACAGCGCUUUCUUUGAAAAUGAAGAAGAGACGAAUGCAAAGAAAAAGCAGUUGGUGUUACGAGAAUUUUACAAAAAGAAGGCUACUAUUUUGUUUCAAUCUUAUUCGAAAUACCAUGAAUCACUAGUUGAGAUAAGUUCUGAUUGGCUAGUUUUCUACAAAGAUAUAUUGGCUUUAUUUCCCGAUUUUUUGAAUGGGGAACUUAGAAUAUUUGAUGUGAUGGGUCAAGACUACUUAAGUGAGGAAUCAGGAAGUGUGAAAUCGCUCUCUCAUAGUGUUAUCAAAAGGAUUUCCUUGUCAGACAUUCAAAAUUCAAAGAUAAGUGUGACUACCGGUGAUUCUGGUACUGACAACGAAGCCCAGAGUUCCAAAUCUAUUCCUAAACCUAGCAGUACAUCCAAUAAACCAAACCAAAAUACUCAAGGCUUUUCAAAGUCACAGAAUGUCAGAAAAUUCAUGAAGGCAGUUAAUAAUUUGAUUAUUUAUUUGACUGAUCAAAGAAGAAUACUUUUAAUAUUCUUGACCGAUCCACGAGCGACAUUAAAGUGGAAGGGUAUUGAUAUUACUCCGUAUGAUAUCUAUCCAACAUUAAAACGGGAAAACUUUAAAUCAGGUUUGACACAUAUUGCAGAGGUUAUUGACACUACAUUAUUCUUGUGCUAUUAUCAUACGAAACCGAUGUUAUUGGGUCCUUUAUUGAGACUUCCUAACAAUCAUUGUAAUUCUAAAAUUGUCAAUGAAUGCUUAUUGAAAAACUUGGAAGAACAAGAUCAACAACCUAAUUUUAUCAAAGAAUUACUUGACUUCUACUAUGGAAGAUUGCUACAUCGGGAUGCAUUAGAAAUGUUGUAUCAGCUAUCACAUAGAGAUGAAGGGAAACGGCUCGAUAUGAAUGGGGAUACUGAAGACUUUAAUGAUUUUAUUAAGGGACCGGCCUUAACAAUACAGUAUCUCCAGAAGUUGACCAACGAUGAUAUGGAUUUAAUUCUUCAAUUCUCAUACUGGGUGAUUAUGGAAGAGAACACUACAGAAGAAAGAAUUCGCAAUGGAAAGCUCGUGUUUAUGAAUGAUUCCUAUGAAUGUGAGACAUAUGAUAAUACUGAGGUUUUGAAUUUCUUUACCAAUGUCUUGAAAAUUGAUUCAUUAGCAAUAAGUUACUUGGAGUGGUUGAUUUUUGAUAGUGACUUGAUUGAUGCACUCACUAAGAACAACACAAUUGCCAAAUUUCAUACCAAGCUCUGUUUGUUGUAUUUGAAGAAGUUGAAAGAUCAUAUGGACAAUACCAUGGCCGAAUUUUCUGCCACCUCCUACUACAGAAAGCUCUAUGAUUUUCUUGGUAAGACGGAUCUUUAUGAACCUUGGACUGUUCUCAAACACAUUCCUAAUACCGACGACAAGUUUUCAAGGUUUAAGAUCUUUAUCUACAAAAGAUUGGGCGAGCACGAAAAAUCCAUAGAUGUACUUUUCAAUCAGUUAGAUGAUUUGGAUGCUGCCAUUGAAUAUUGUGCUGAUAUAUAUAACCAACCCCAAAGCAAGACAGUUGGGGAGGAUUUGUUACAAAAGCUUUUGGAGGACCUUUUGGUGGAACAGGAUGACAAUAUUGACUCCAUUGAAAAGCUCUUGCUUCUGCAGGGUUCAAAGAUGUCCAUACUCAAGGUCAUGACGUCCUUGCCGAACUCAUUUCCGUUGAACAAGCUUGUGGGGUUCCUUACUCGCCAUCUCAGAGAGACACAAGAGUCGUUGCACGACGGGCGAAUCGUGUCGCAGUUGUACAAGGUCGGAUCCUACAAGCUACAAGAUAAAAUCUGGUCCAUUCAGAGCCAAGGCUAUGCCAUUGAGUCCUCCAACCAACUAUGCGCCAUUUGUGGCCGAAGAAUUGGGUACGCAGUCUUGAGCGUGGACAAGAAGGACCAAAUAGUGCACUAUGGAUGUGUCCAAAAUGGCACCUGA